Messenger RNA from Anopheles stephensi (Asian malaria mosquito), 12239 nucleotides. RefSeq names its product hornerin-like. The record is from RefSeq and is a predicted model, not a curated record. The coding region runs from base 1620 to 9065 and encodes 2481 amino acids. The transcript is spliced from 16 exons. Lineage: Eukaryota; Metazoa; Arthropoda; Insecta; Diptera; Culicidae. Gene Ontology annotation, biological process: regulation of transcription by RNA polymerase II. Gene Ontology annotation, cellular component: nucleus.
GGCCAAGGUGCAAAGAAGGAUUCAUUCCUCCAUAUUUGUAUAGCCAUGAGCUUAGCCGUCGGUAAUUUUUCAAGCCGUAAAUAAAGAGUGCAAAAAUGACUGAAUAGAGCAGCUAAAGCGAUGCACUAACAACGGUAGUGGUACGGCCGCUGUGGAAAUUGUCAGUGUUGUGUGCGCGGCGAGUUGUCGGGUGUAUCGAUUUUGCGUUCGACACCAGCGAGUGUGUAUCGUCGUCUUCUUCGCUGGUGCACUUUUUCCCCGACCCCGAGUGGACUGCUGCGGUAAAGGAUCUGCGUAUCUAUGUGAAAAGUAAGAGGGUGGUUCGCAAAGCGUUUCCCGGAACCUUGGUGCGCGAUCCAUUUUCCAGUGCGAAAAGUGCAUCCCCCGGGGGCGAAGAAAACGUGUGUGCGUGCGUGCGUGCGUGUGUGAUAAUUGUGUGCUAUAGCGCAGCGGGUUGCAUAUACGACAGGCAAUUUUGCAUGGAUCAGUGAGCCUUCUUCCCGUGUGAAAAAGUCAACGCACAGCGAAGAAGCAGAAAAAGUAGCCCGUCAUAUAAUAGCUCCUGGGGUUGGUUGAAGAGGAGGAGAGGGAGCGAGAUGCAAGUGUAAAGUUUGCUCUGUGUGUGUGUGUAUGGGAGCGUGUGUUUGUGUGUGCGUGCGUGUAUCUCUGCCUGCCCGAAUCGCGGUGUACAUCAAGUGUGUAAGUGUGUGCGUGUGUGUGUGUACGUGCUUAUAUUAUCUGUAUGCAUCGUUGAUCCUGCCAGCUUCCUGCCAGUUUCGCGGCCUACUCUUGCUGCCGGUUGUGCGUAGUGUGCAAAGUUCCCGUCAACAUUGCGCUAAUGUCCCUGUAGUAUGCAAUGGGAAUGUAUCGCAAGCCGACUACAAAUAAUAAUGUGUGCGCAGUGAUUUCUUCCAAGAACGUGUUCCGUGUGCGGAGGAUGUGCUAGAACAGCAGCGAAAUAUCAAUCUUCUGGAUAUCAAAUUGUUGUGGCUUUUGAAAGUAUCAUGUGAAAUUGACCCAGUACAUAAAAUCAUCACAUCCAUAUUAUAGAGACGCAGCUGUGCAUAAUUGAUAAGCAAUCGAAAUUAACAUUAAGAUUUAAGUGUUAACAAACGAAACGAAAUGGAUGGAACACAGUAAACCCGAAACAGUUAUAAUCAACGUAGAUAAGAAGAAGUAAGGCGCGCUAUUAUGCUGCUGUAUUCAAUCAAAUGCAUUUGAAAAGAUCAAUACAUUUGUCCGAUUAAAAUGGUAUUGCUGGCCCAAGGGCCGUGGCCCUUCGAGACUGUUGCCCAACUGCGAAAUAGCUGGAACGUUGAUCAAGUUAUAAACGGCGAUCGUAGUAGUUGCUAUCAUUACCCGUGCGCCAUUUCAACCGAAUCUACAGUUUCGUCAACCGAGCGACAAGUAAACGAUACACAAUUCUUCCAAAGGACAACCGAAUCGCCCGUUGGCUGCAUACAACCUGAGAAAGAGCCUUUGUGUGAAGCGUUCCGGUCUACGUUAUUAUUAUUAUUAUUAUUGUCGUCGAACGUCGCCGCUAACGUGACCAGAGCAAACCGGUGGCAAAGAUUGUUGAUGGGCCCGCUGGCGGCGGAAGCCCCGCAUUCUUUCACUGCAUGGAUUCAAUGAGUCGCAACGAGGCGAACAGCAGCAGCCACCACCAGAACAAGGUGGUCUUAAUGAAUCAAGGAACUGAUAGCAAUAACGAAGGAGCUAAUAAUCUAACAAGUAGCGGUAGCACCAGUAACAGCAGCAGCAGCAGCAGCGGCGGCGCCAACAGCCACAGCAACAGCACACGAGGCAACAGCAGCACUAGCAGCGGCAGCAGCAGCAGUAGUAGCAGUAGUAGAAACAACCUUAUUAGUAUUAGCGGUAGCAAGAGCAAUAGCGGCAGCAGUGACGGCGUUGGCAACCCUUGUAACGAGUCGUUCAGUGGUAGCAAAGGGAACCCCGCUGCCCAUCAGCAACAUCGUCUUCAGCAGCUUGAUACUGCGUCGGGAGAUUCGGACCGAGGCAGCUACAACCCGCUGGUAGUGGGUGUUGUUGGGGUGGUGCCGGCUAUCGUCAAUCCUGCAGCGUCAUCAGCUGCGGCAGAUAUAAAGGAUUCUAACUUUGAUGACGACAACGAGUGGGACGUGGGAAUCGGAGAUUUAAUCAUCGAUCUAGACGCCGAUAUUGAGAAGACUGGUGCCAGUCAGCAGCAGCAGCAGCAGCAACAACAACAGCAGAGACAGCAGCAGCAGCAGUCUCAACAACAACAGUCGGGUGGUGGUGUGCUUCAAUUCCUAUCAACCGGCGGUGGUGGAAGUGGCAGUAGUGGUGAAUCCACAGCAGUCAUUUCGUCCGUAACUAGUAGUCAUAGAAGUAAUCAAGCGCGGAGUGGUGACGCUUCGGGAAAGGGUAGGAAAACCAGUCCGACCAGUGUUUCAAGCGACACUAGAGAGAAGCAUACAUCGUCAGGCGCAGGAAGCGCCACGAGUAGCUCGAAGGGACACCAUCAUCAUCACCAUCACCAUCACCACCAUCAUCAUCAUCACCAUCAUCGUCACAAGCAGCAGCAGCAGCAGCAGCAGCAGCAAUUGAGUGGCAGCAAUAGUAGUAGCGGUAGCAGCAGUACCAGCUUGAGCUCAGCAGAGAAAGGUGGAGAAUCGCAGGGUAGAGCUCGUACCUCAAGUAAUACUUCGACGGGUAGCUUAGAACCUCCUGCAGUGGUAAGCACUGCUGCUCCUACGUCUUCUGUAGCACAAGGAGUGAGACCUCAUUCGGGCAACGACGCCACCGACACCGGCAGUGGCAGUUCGCACACCCACAGUGGUAGUCGAAGCAAACAGAACGCACCGGCGGGAAGCGGCAGCAGCAGCAGCAAUACCACAAUGUCUUCGACUACCAGCAGCUCGGGCAGCAAGUCGACGACCAAACUGUCCGUUGACCAUCAAGCAACCUUGGACAAGGGGCUUAAGAUGAAGAUAAAGCGCACUAAACCUGGCACCAAAACGUCCGAAGCAAAGCACGAAAUUGUCAAAUCAGAUCAAAAUGGCACCACACCCACAACGGCCACAUUAAGUGCGGGAGGUGGUACCGGGGUCGGCACGACGGGCAUCGGAUCGUCCGCUGCCCUAACGAACACCACUGGCGUUACAGGCAUGACCACGGCGUCGUUGGUAGGCACCGCAUCCGGAUCGUUGCCGGCCGGUGUUGGUGGGCUGGGUGGUGGUGGACCGUCGAUGAACGUCAGCGGCGGAGGGACAACUACCGGUCACUUAGCGACUGAUGCCGAUGGUACGGGUAUUGGCGGUGGAGGAACCCUCGGAACGGGAGGAGUUGGAGGAGUAAUGAGUUCGGGUCUAAAUUCGUCAACGGGUGGCAGUGGCCAUGGAACCGGCGGAUCGGGCGUGAUCGGUUCCGGUGUCAACUGUGGCAAUAACGUUCUCAAUAGCAAUACACCCAACGGCAGUAACAGCAGUAGUUUAAGUAUGAGCAACAGUGGCAACGCGGCUAAUAACGGUGGAGCUGGUAGUGGGAACAGCAUCAACACCGGCGGUAGCAUCGUGUUGGGUAGCUCCGGCAAGAAGCAUUCAUCACAGUCGUCCACCGGUAGCAUGGGCACGAUUGGGGGUAACGGCAGUAGUGGUGGCGGCAGUGGCAGCGCUCAACAGCAGCUGGGCUCCUCCAGUAUGCUUACCUCGCAACAGCAACAGUCCCAGCAGCAGCACCAGCAUCCACAGCAACCGGCACAAAGCGGUUCAAACAAGCGCGGCAGCAGCAGUCACCGGAGAGACAAGGGCAAGGACAAAGCUACACACCACAAUCAACGGGACAAAAAUGAGCAGCAGCAUCAAGGAUCCGGAGGAGCUAGUGGUGGUGGUGGUGGUGGCGGCGGGCCAGCAGAUAUUGGUGGGAUUGGUCCGGCCGGACUGCCCAAUAGUCGGUCCUCGACUGGUAGUAGUAGUAGUAGUGGCAGCAAUUGCAUUUGUGUGGUCAAUCACGAUGUACAAGUAAACGGGUUACUUCAACAGCAGCCCUGCUCCAGCGCGUCCUGCGUCUAUGCCAAGUCCGGAAGCAACAGCGGUGAUCAUGGUGGCGGUGGCAGUAUAACACUCGGCUCAUCGCACCGAAUCGGAGCAGGAGGAAUCAUUCCAGGGAGUUUAAGUGUUGGUACGGGUGCGAACGCUGGCAGUGCUGGCAACACCCCGAACGCUCCUGGCCCUCCGGUACUGGGAAAGGACAUCAGUAAGCUGCUUAACUUAAAUGUCCCCAGUGCGGGAACACACAAUUCCAGUGGGAAUAAUGCCAGCAACAGCAGCAGUAUAUCCGGCACAGCAGGAGGGUCAAGCAGCAGCAGCAGCAGCAGCAUCACGAGUGCCAACAGCGGCAGCAUUCAUACUGGCGGAACCGGUGUGCUAAAAGCUCAACUGCAGGCUGGAACCAUGGUCGGAGCUGCUGCCGGUGAUGCUUCCGGAACGACGCCAACAAACAUGAUGGGUGUGGGAAUGUUUGCCAGCGGUGUUGCAUCCUCCUCGCCCAACCUGUCGGCGGCUCUUGCGGCACACGACGACAAAAGUGGCGCGAGUCCUCCGCCCGCCAAGCGCCACAAGGGCGAACGGAAGGAAAUGGUGGAUGUGUGCGUCGGUACGUCCGUUGGCACAAUCACGGAGCCGGACUGUUUGGGUCCUUGCGAGCCGGGCACGUCCGUCACGCUGGAGGGAAUCGUUUGGCAUGAAACGGAGGGCGGUGUUUUGGUGGUGAACGUUACCUGGCGAGGCAAAACCUACGUCGGAACGUUGAUCGAUUGCACCAAGCAUGAUUGGGCACCUCCGAGGUUUUGCGAUUCCCCCACGGAAGAAUUAGACUCGAGAACGCCGAAAGGACGGGGCAAAAGGGGUCGCAGUUCCGCAUUGCUGCCAUCGAACGAUCUAAGCAAUUUCACCGAAACGCGAAGCUCGAUGCACAGCAAGUUAAGAAAUGGUGGUUCGAAAGGGCGUGGAGGAAGAGGAGGUAUUAUUGAGCCGAAUGCGGCAAGCAGCGGUGCAACCGGUAGCACGAAACUUCCUACGCUCACAGCCAGUGCAGCUGUUCUUGUUGGAGCAGCUAACAACGGUGGGUCGCUCGGUGCGGGGGGCAACACACCGUCGACCUCCCCGGUAGCGUUCCUUCCGCCACGGGCAGAAAAGCGCAAAUCAAAAGACGAGUCGCCUUCCCCACUGGGUGCCGGCAGUGGUGGUGGUGGUGGUAGCGGCUCGGGAGCAGUCGGCAGUAACAAUGGUGCACAGCAGAGCAACACCAUGAGCAAUAAUGUGAUAAACUCGGCGCCUGUAAAUAUGGCCAGCAACAACAGCUCCGGCACUGGAGGCAAUGGUUUUAAUAAUGGAGCCAACGCCGACGGUGGCGGUGGCGGCCACACGCCGAACACCGCAUCAAUCGUUAAUCUCGUAACGGGAUUGAACGUACAGGUAAGCGGCGGCGGUGGUGGUGGUGGUGGGGGCAGCAGCGGGAGCGGCAACAGCACCGGCGGCGGUGGAGGAUCGGCCUGCAAAAAGGCGAAAAGCAGCACGGCAGCAGCGUGUGCUAUUUCGCCGGUGUUACUCGAGUGUCCUGAGCAAGACUGUAGCAAAAAGUACAAGCACGCCAACGGGCUGAAGUACCAUCAGAGCCACGCACACGCGGGCAGUGCCUCUUCGAUGGAUGAGGAUUCACUGCAAGCUCCCGAGUCCCCGCAACGAAUAGCACCUUCGCCCACAACCAACAGCACGGCUCCGUCGCCCCUGUCCAUGGUGGUCGGCAGCACAGCGCUUCCUGCAUCGGGCACAGCCGGUGGCGGCGGUUCAUCGUCGGCUGGCAAUAACAGUGAGCUCGUACUAGCCCUGUCUACCGCGCCGGGCGGCUCCGGCUCUGGCUCUGCCAUAGCGACGUCCGCUGCACCGUCACCAUCACAAACCGGGCCCGGUUCUGCUUCCUCCUGCAUUUCAACGAUGUCUAGUCAAUUGUCACAACAAAAUUUAGCAUCUAAACAACAGUCUGCGCUUGGCACAACCAAUGCCAGCACAAUCAACAACGGCGGUUCCGCUGUGGGUGGUAGCUCUCAAGACGCUGCGGCAAGUAGCAUUCUGCAUCAGCCAGCAUCCACCGAUCAAAGCCCGUCAUCGGCUGUACCUUCGGGGGGACAAUCGCUUGGAGGCAAUGAGCAGCAAGAUGUGGCUCACGGUAGUACCGCCGGCGAUCUGUCGACCGAUGGAGGUUCAGCACCAAUGAACGAUGAAGAGCCAGCAGCGGGAGGCAUAAAUGCCAAUGCACCGGCAGCAAUAGCCCGAUCGCCGGCAGUUAACAUGGGAAUGUUGUCGAAUCCUCCUGCAUCUGCUCCUUCGACACCCGCGGAAGCCCAUAAACCUCCGCACAGUUACGCUAAGCAGAAGAAGAGUCGCAAAUCGCCCGGUCCAUCCUCCGCCAACACCGAUUACGAUUCACUGGCUUCGUCGGCGGCCAACCGUACCGAAGACGUGCAGAGUCCUGCUUACAGUGAUAUCAGUGACGAUUCUACUCCCGUUACCGAUGCGACUGACCUGCCCAUGGGAGCAGCAGAAAAAUCAAAAGGAUCUCAUCUGACGGAAAGCACCAGAAAACCUAACGAAGCCCCGGUGGAAUCGGUGAACAAUCCUAGCAACAGUGCCCCCGUUGCUGCGGCAAGUGGCGGUCCUCUCGGUGCAUUAUCCAGCUAUGGGCUUUAUCCCUAUUACGCCGGUUUACCGCAUCAGCAACCACCUCCGCCACCGCCCCCCGGUGGUCCAUACUUCCCCACGGCGGCCGACCUUGGCCCGAAUAAGCCUCCACCGCCUCCGCCGAUUGGUGCGGUCCCCUUACCUCACGGUGUAGCCAGUAGCAUUGCGCCUCCGCAGCAGUCUGCCACGGUCGCUGGAGGGCCGCUCGAGUACAGUAAAAACAAGGAGCCGCCGUUGGAUCUUAUGAACAAACCGAGCAACGCAGGACCACCCCAACACCCGUUGCAUCAGUCACAACCUCCUGCGUCGUCCGCACUACCCCCGCCGCCAUCGUUGGCACCGAGCGGGCCACCUGCUGGGCCAGAUGGUGUGCGUACGUCCGGUGGGCUAAUGCUGAAUCCUUCCGUAACUGCCGGACUGUCCGCACUGACCGGCGGACCCGAUGUGAAGGAUGGCUCCAUACUAAACGCUGGUCCUCCACCACCCCCGCCGGGUGGGAAAGUACUAUCGCACUACUAUCCCUACAGCUACGUUCCACCCGGGUAUAAUUACCCUGGGCUCGAUGCUGGCUAUGGUCAGCUGUCGGUGAUAUCGGACGACUCGAAACACAGCCCGAUUCUCACAGUCAAGGAAGAGCGAAUGAAAGAGAGUCAAAGCCCUAGCGAGUACAGUAAAUUGGGUGCUUCUCCGCUUAUGGCCUCGAAACUCAUCAAAUCGGAAUCUACGAAAGACAUAAAGACUGAACCCGGCCUAAGUGGAAGUGGCGGCGGACCGUUACACGGACCCGGCCUGCACCCGAAAGAUCCGCAACAGGCUGGCCCAAAUCAACAACCGCCUUCCCUGCCACCCCAAUCGCUCGGUCCGUAUGGUAGCAUGUUCCGACACGGGCUGGGCGUUGGCCCACCACCACCCGGUGGUCCGCCACCACCGCCGUCCCACAUCCCCACAUCACGAGAGGAAGAUCUUCGCAGAAUGUUCAGCUACGGCGAUCAGCGACGUAAUCCACCACCCGCAGGCCAUCCCGGCGGUCCACCGGGGCUUCCGCCCGGUCUUAAUCCGAAAGACGAGCCACACUCGCCUUCAUCGCACGGGCAAUCGCAACAGCAAUCGGGCUUGCACGGGCAACCACUAACGAGCCAGAGUUCGGGCAAAAGCUCCAAAUCUUCUUCCGGCCAAUCGUCGUCCUCCUCCGGCAGCAGUAGCAAAGGCAUGGGCAAAGGUUCGGACAGUGGUAGCGGCAGCAUCAAGCAGGAGGAGAAAGAAAGUGCCCUGAAAAUCAAACAGCAGCAGCAGCAGGAAGGACAAAAGCCAACCAUGGAAACGCAAGGUCCGCCGCCACCGCCAACGUCACAGUACUACUCACCGUCGCUCUACAUGAGCGCGUCCCCGUUCGGGUUCGAUCCGAACCACCAAAUGUACCGGCAGAUGCUGGUUUCGACCGCGCCGUACUCUGCGCCACCGUACCACUUGCAAAUACCGCGCUUCAACCACCCGCCCGAGGAUCUGUCGCGCAAUCCGAGCACGAAAGCGCUCGAUCUGCUGCAGCACCACGCCAGUCAGUACUACAACUCGCACAAGAUACACGAGCUGAGCGAGCGCGCAAUGAAAAGCCCGACCAGCAACAGCGUUAAAGUAAGCGUAUCAAGUCCCAAUCUCUCGCAGCAACCCGGUUGCCAAAAUCCUAAUCUAUGCAUUCCUCCACCAAACAGUAGUAGCGCAGGAUUGUCUUUACAGCAACAGCAGCAGCAACAGCAGCAGCAGCAGCAGCAGCAGCAGCAGCAACAGUCAGCUGCUGCCGCGCAACAACAAUCAGCAAAUGCUAGUAGUGGUGGCGGUGGUGGUGGUGGUGGUGGUGGUGGUGGUGGUGGCGGUGGUGGUAGUAGUGGUGGCGGAGGUGGCGGCGGCGGUGGUGGUGGUGGUGGUGGGCCACCGCCAUUACAGCAAUCAUCGCAACCUCCUUCAUCGGGCAACCAUAUGCAAGGAUCAUCAGUAAAUAGCAAUAGCGGGAGCAGUGGUAGUGUAAAUAGUGGCAAUACCGGUGCCAGCGGUGGUCCCGGUGGAGCAAAUAGUGGUAGCGGGGGCAGCGGCAGUGGUAAUGCUGGCGAAGGCAAAGAUCACGGUGGUGGCGGAAGUAGUUCUGGCAGUUCGCAACAGCAAUCGUCCUCCGGUGGUGGCAACGGCGGAACUCGAAGUCCACCGCCACAGCGUCACGUGCACACACACCAUCACACCCACGUGGGACUCGGUUACCCGAUGUUUCAAGCACCGUACGGAGCCGUACUAGCGAGUCCACAGGCGGCCGCCGUCACUGUGCUAAGUCCUUUCCAGACCGGACCGCCAACCAAGUGAAGCAAGGAAAGGCCCUAUCAACGGCCCGUCGCCAGAUAAGCACCGAGCAACGGUUGGCAGCCGCGUGUGUUCCUUCCGUUGCAGGGUUGUGUGCGUGAUGCAUGUGAUAAACAUAUGUACGACUGUACGAUUCCAUUACACGCACACACUCUCUCUCUCGCUCUCUCUCUCCUUUCCCACAAACACCUACACUCUCUUAUCACGGCUGUGUGACGCCACUAAGCGCGCGAUCAUCGGCCACACGCGGUAGGGAGCAGCAUCAUUUUCCUUUCGGGGAAAGAGAACAAGCAACCGACAGGACAAAUAUCAUUUACAUCUCGCAAAACGAUUGGUAGUCUUGUUGUUGUUGAAGAGGCGGACCAGUGCGCUUCAGUUCCGAAGGUAGAAAUGUCUAAUGUUGUAAUCGGGUAGCAAAAUUCGAGCGAAUAGAGCGAGCUUACAGGAGGCGCAUCGGUUCAGCUUACCCGACCUGAAGCGGAUGAAAGUACAGGCCGGCCAUGACCGACUGGAACCGUAUAGCGACUCGGAGCUGAAGACCAUUUCAGCAAUCGUUUAAUCGGAGUUCGAGUUUUAGCAUGUAGCCUGUUGCGGUUGGUUAAAGUCCAGGUCCUUCUUAGUUCCGCUUCCCUAUACCCUGGGCCCUGGUCACGAUAGGAGAACAUUUUCAUCUUGAACCGCAGUUACGGACUGCUGCUGGGCCAAGAUUGUUUAGCGAGGUGUUUGUUUUUGUUCCCCCUUGGAGAAGCGCUUGCCUGUCUGUUGCCCCCCCCUUCAGUGAACUUUGUGAGACUAAUUAAAUGAAAGCAGGAAAGCUAAUUGUUGAAACCUCUAGCUCUAACCACAUAUAUAUGCAAAGCAAAGCAAAAAGAAACUACAUUCACGCUGAUGGAAAGAUCAAUGUUAUUUCUAGUAGGAAAAAACAAAUGGUCCUCGAGUGUGUUGUGGCAUGCCGGGAAGGGAGGGAGGGUAAGGUGUACCGUGUAAAUAUGCGUCGAAGCAGAAAAUACAACUGUGUCCGGUGAUAACUGUCAAGUAUUAUCUACGAACGAAUGGAUGAAGCCACUGCUGCGCUGCCAGUUGAUACAGCAAUGAUGGUUUUUCUCAGUGAGCCCACGAAUGAUCGUUCGCCAAGCGCAAACACAACAGACGAUACACGAUGUACAAUAUAGAAUGUUGUACUCUCUGCCCGUUCCAUGGCCAGGGCCGGUGUGGAUGUGUGUCUCGUGUUGUUAUAUAUAUAUAUUCAUACGUAUAUUUUUGUACAAAAACAAAGCGAAGCGAGUUUGGCAAUUAGUAGUAGUAGUAGGCGGUGGAGAAAGAUUUGACAUAAAUUAAGAUGAGUUAGAACGAAGAACAGACGAAGAGAGAGAGAGAGCGAUCACAUAGCGUGACCACGCACACACACACACAUACAUAGAUUAAAUCUUAAGGUGCAGUUUGUUGCGAAGCUGUGGCCAAUUUAAGCGCAUUUUGUUGUACAAUUUUGUAGAAAAGCCGACGAAUAACUAAUUAGGGACACGGUAUAUUAUGCGUAUGUGUGUGUGUGGAAGGCGGUGUGUAAUUGUGUAUAAAAAAACAACCCCAAUCAUGUGUUUUAGGGAAGGUAAGGGUGGUGUGGUGGUGCAAAAUGCGAUCGGCGGCAAACAUAUAGUGUACAUGAAUGUGAGGAACUGGUGAAGGCGUGCACUGGUGGGUCGAAACUAGGUGUAAGAGAUACUAUAUUAUAAGAAAGCAAUUGACAAGCGCGCUGCACAUGUGAGCGAUCGAAACCACACAUACACGAUACACUACACAAUAAGCAUGCAGCGUAAGAUGAUUCGAUGUCUCUCUUCCCAUGCAUGCAUCUGUCGAUGUUGGGCUGAUCUAUGAGCCAGCCGCCAAGAAAGCAGAAGAGUAAGAGUAGCCAAACAUGGAGUUGUGUUGAAAUCGCUGGCUUAUUCGGUGGUAAUUGGCUGGUGGAAUCGUUUUAUCGUUGAAUCGCGAAACCAGUGAGGAGUCAAUCAAACACUUGUCAAACACAGCGGACAAAGAGCGGAUAUUGCGGAAGAAAAGGGUCCGCCGCCGUCACGACGUCUAAGAAGUAAGUUCACUUAGAAGACACUUUUGGACUAAUUAAAAAGCUUUUUAAAAAGAAGAAUCCGUGUAUCGGAUGCGUGUACUGUACUGUAAAUAGCCAGCUAACAUAACCACAGUCUCUGAACCGUGUGUUGCGAUAAGUAACGUAUGUAUGUAUGCGUGUGUGUCUCUCCCUCUCUCUGUGUGCGUGUGUAUUCUGUAUUCAAAAGAAUUAUUUCCGGCAAAGCUGCUGCGGCUGCUGAACUCAAGAAAGCAUUUCCAUGGCAACGGAAUAGCGGACAAAAUGGCGGGCUAUAAAAGCAAGAAACGAACAAGCAGAUGUAAACACACAGUGUAAACAACACAUUUAUUUUGUGUUUCCCCUUCCUAACUAGCUGCAAAUCAUGAAAGCAAGCUAGUUUUUGGGGUUGAGGGUUAUUAUUUGAUUGCUUUAUAUAAUACCUGAAACAGAAUUCAGAAGAAAAAGUAAACCCCCAGCCCAGCCGCACUCGCACGUAUCUCCGCGGAAAAUUCCAUUUUUGUUCACAGUCUGUUAGCGUGCGUUAUGUGUUUGUGCUACAUUAAAAGUACUUUUUCCGUUGUGUAAUACAUUUGCUUCCGCUCCAUCGAACACAAGCGAGCAUCAUCUUCUUCGUCGUAUCUUGAUUUAGCGUAAAGCAAUUGUUCGAUUGUGGAAGAACAACAACGGCCAAACUGGUAUCUCCAUGGCUACGCGAGCAGUGUAAUACACUGUGUGUACACGAUAUCCCUGCAACAAGGGAGGACAGCGUUAGGGCGGUUUGGUUUUGGGGGAGCUGGAGGACGACGUCGUGCUGAAACGUGCUACUCGCACUCCCCAUGUUUAUUAUGAUAAGGCCACUGAGGAAGGGGGAAAACAAACAAAACAAUGCAGCAAGUUUGAUGUGUAUAAAUAACGAUAACUAUUAACCUAAUAUUAAUCAUAACGCUAACAUUACACAAUUAAUUGUAACACUGGAAUUCUAGUAAUAAUGUGGACACUACUAUUACUCGGACAGGCGCGCAUAAUCGCGAGGAAAAGGACAAAACAGACAAAAAAAUCUGCUAAAUGUGAAAAUUGCAUCCGCGCACAUACAAAAA